CAGACGUGUACUUUGGGCAGCUGCUCGGAGGUGCGAGAUGCGCUCGGUCGGGCGCCGCUGUGUAACUACCCUUUCGCCGAUCAAAUUUCAUCGAUUUGAUUAGGAAAAGCCGAGCACGCGAUUGGGAUUGCACGAGGCGUGUGCAGUAGAAAUCUCGGACGAGGGGAACGAGGCAAUAGGUGGCCGAUUCGACAAGGAGAGACGAAAUAGAAGCAACGAGCCCAACGAGAGACGCUUCGGGUAUAAUAUAGGAGCGGAGCGAGUAAGGAUGAUGCGGAGGAGUCGUCUCAUCUUCGGGAUGCUGGCGAUCGCCGGGGGACUCUUGAACACGGCGAUCGGCCAAUUCGACUCGCCGCCACACAUUAUCGUCUUCAUGGCCGAUGAUCUGGGCUGGAACGACGUGGGUUUUCAUGGCUCGACGCAAAUACCGACACCGAACAUCGACGCCUUGGCCUACAACGGGAUCAUUCUGAACAAGCACUACGCGCUGCCCUCGUGCACGCCAACCAGGGCGGCUUUUCUCUCCGGCAAAUACCCCAUAAGGAUGGGUAUGCAAGGAGCCGGUAUACUGGGUGGUGAGCCCCGGGGGAUUCCCUUGAACGUGCGCAUUCUGCCCGAGUACCUGCAGGGCCUCGGCUACGACACGAAACUGAUCGGCAAGUGGCAUGUUGGUUACCACACGCCGAGGCACACGCCCACUCGCCGCGGCUUCGAUUACUUCCUUGGUUUUUACAACAGCUACAUCGGUUACUACGACUACCGUUACCUGCAGGGUAACAUGUCGGGCUUCGACAUGCACGCCAACGAGAGCCCGGCCUACGGGACCGAGGGCCAGUACGCGACGGACCUCUUCACCGCGACGGCCCUCGAAGUGAUAAGCCGGCACGACGUGCUCAGGCCGCUCUACCUCCAAGUUUCGCAUCUUGCGCCCCACGCGCCCCUCGACACGCCCUACUACGGCAUCGACAACGACGAGUUUUUGCACAUCGGCGAGUCCAACAGACGAGCUUACGCCAAGAUGGUGGCGAGGCUGGACGAGUCGUUGGGCCGGAUAGUGUCGUCCCUGGGUGACAAGGGCAUGCUGAGGAACUCGGUGAUCGUGUUCAUGAGCGACAACGGGGCCGCGCCGAUCGGCAAGUUCCGCAACUUUGGCUCGAACUGGCCGCUCCGAGGGACCAAGUACACGCUGUUCGAGGGUGGGGUGCGCAGCGUCGCGGCGAUCUGGUCGCCUCGGCUGAUCAGCACGGCCAGGGUCUCGGACCAGCUGUUCCACGUGACGGAUUGGCUUCCCACGCUGUACUCGGUGGCUGGCGGUGAUUUGCGCGAUCUCGGGCAGAUCGACGGCGUCAACCAGUGGGACGUGUUGAGCAUCGGGACCGGCCACGUGCGCGAUCGGCUGCUACUCAAUAUCGACGAGGUCACCAGGACCGAGGCCGCCAUCUAUCAGCGCUUCAAGUUCGUCAGAGGGUCGCUGUUCCGCGGGUACUACGACAACGCCGAGGGGGAGACGGGCCGCGGGCGUAACGCGCCGAUCUACAACACCACGAGGAUCCUGAAGAGCGCGGUGUCGGACGCCAUACGCGAGCACCUCGGGGUACCGGUGACCCAGGAAAGCGGCAUGUGGCACCUGCAGUCCCAAGCGACCGUACUCUGUCGGCCCAACAUGACCAAUCCGCACUACACCAAUCGCUACUACGCCUCGUGCAACGAGUCCGAGUGCCUCUUCGAUCUGAGCGUCGAUCCCUGCGAGACCAACAACAUCGCCAAGAGCUACCCCAGAUGGGUGGCCGAGCUGGAUCUGCUGAUAAAGCAGUACAACACCGUGAAAAUCCCGCAGCUGCGACUACCGGUAGAUUACCGAGCCGAUCCCAAGUACUGGAACUACACGUGGCAGCCGUGGCUGGACCUGUACGACAGCUACUACAGCUCGUACAACGCCGGGGCGGCCAUAGGCACGGUGGCCGUGUGCGCCCACGUGGCCCUGUUUCUCGUGAUUGUCGGCUUGCGCGUCUUCAUCUGACUUCGCGACAACCCGACUUCGGCGAUCCACCGGUGCGAGUUUUGCGGCUGCCGAGGGGAACGCGAUGCUGAUGACGAUGAGCGCGAGGAGACGAGCGUCACCGAUGCCAAUUCCACGAGAGUGCAUCAGGCAUCGGAGCGCCGAGCGAGCGGUUGAGCCGAUCCAUAGGACUCUCUUGUUGCAUUGCGUUUCAUCGCAAAGGCGUGAAGAAUCAUUGGUGCGCGACUACAAAAUGCUGCGUGGAAAAUCUGGGCGAUAAUACUCG
Copidosoma floridanum is the source of this 2285-nucleotide messenger RNA. RefSeq names its product arylsulfatase B. Lineage: Eukaryota; Metazoa; Arthropoda; Insecta; Hymenoptera; Encyrtidae. Gene Ontology annotation, molecular function: sulfuric ester hydrolase activity. The record is from RefSeq and is a predicted model, not a curated record.